UUUCUUAAAAUAACUUAUAAAUAGUUUUCCCAAACACAUCUAGUUCAUAAGCUAAUUUGAUAAGCUUAUUGAAUUAAGCUUAAAAUAGGUUGUAGAUAGGUAUACAUGUUUAUUCAUAAGAUGAUUUAAGUAGUUUAUAAAAGUAAGCUUGAAUAAGCUCUAAUUCAAACGGGUAGUCAAUCAAGUUUACAAUUAAAACCAGUAAGAAGCUCACCAGAUUCCAGUAGCACUGGUUUGCAACUGAAUGCUGUGAAUAACACCAAGUACAAGUGAAUUCCUACUAUUUUUUGCCAUUUUAAUAAUUCAUGGUAAUGGUAUGAUUGGAAUUGUUUAGUUUACCAUAAGUUUUGGGUGAAUUGCACUUACCUCCUUUGAGGUUUUGCAUUGUCUCCCCCUAUAUUAUUUAACAAGACAAUAACCACAAUUAUUUUAUUGGAACAUUCUAACCUCCCUUGAAAUUUAGCAUAAUUGCAUCGCUACUGCAUUGUCUGUCUUAGGUACCUGGAAGUGAACUAUAUUCGGAAGUGUCUGUUCAAAGUUGAGAGCUAUAGCACAUGUUUAUAAAAGCUAAGCCUAACAAAAUCACUUAGAAGUAAUUGACUAUGACAGUUUGAUGCAAGCAAAAUGCAAUUAAUACAUGUGACAAAUUAUAUGUGAUCAGAAACUCCAAUCUGCAAUUGCAUAGUCCAACAUUUCCUCUACAAACUGUUAGGGAAGAUAGACAGGCAAGAGCAGAUUGAUCAAACAUCUUUGAUGCAUUAACUACAAGACAGAACAUGAUCUUUGACACUGUCUAUGCCUAGAGCCGGCUAGUGCAUGCGUCCAUUAUUCUAAGGGAAAACUAAAGCGAUAUAAACCUUCUUAUCUCAGUUUAAUAAUCCUCGACAACUUUGCCAUCUCCGUCCACUUACUCUGAUUGUCAUCUAAGCGAAGAUAAAGAUGUCAUGGGAACAUUUAAUAUGAAGAAAAUAGGGAGAUAGAAAAUGUGCAUAAGCUAGGAGUGGGAAAAAGAUAUGAAAAAAGUACCACCAGUUUAACAUCAUUCUUUUUGUCUGAUCAGUACCUCGUGAAAGCAUUACGGCAUUGUCCAGUUGCAAGUAAUUAAUCCAAUUCAACAAGUCUUGUGCUCAUCGAUCGUCCUGUCCAGUGUCUCAAUCUUGGAGACUUUGGUGUCAACAAAAAACAACACCACCCUUCACUAUGUCAAUUCACCAUAUACAUAUAUAACACCCUAUAUUUUUCUCUUGUUAUAUUUCAUCUUCAUAUAAUCAUAUCCACAAUAGUUCAAUAUAUAUUAUCUUCUUUCAACCUAGCUCAAUGCAGAGUGCAGGGUAUGGUAGUGACGGAAUAUAUAGGUCACUAAGGCCUUCUCUGUUGCUACCAAAGGACCAAAAUCUCUCACUAGUCUCAUUCCUCUUCAACAAUGUCACCUCUUUCCCUAACAAACCCGCUCUCAUUGAUGCUGAUUCCGCCAAAACCAUCACCUUCUCCCAACUCAAAUCCAUAGUUGCCAGGCUUGCCGGUAGUUUCCUCCGACUCGGUCUCGCUAAAAACGAUGUCGUCCUCCUCUUCGCCCCUAACAACAUCUACUUCCCCAUCUGCUUCCUUGCUGCCACGGCCAUUGGCGCCGUCGCCUCCACCGCUAACCCCCUCUACACUAUUGCUGAACUCUCCAGACAAAUCAAGGAUUCUAACCCCAAGCUUGUCAUCACUGUCCGUGAAUUAUGGGACAAAGUGAAAGGCUUCAACUUCAAACUCCCCACAGUGAUCAUCGGUUCAGAUGAUGCCACCAUUGCCACGAGUUCAAAGACCUUAAGCUUCAAUGCGUUAAUGGAAAUGGCAGAGCCAGCUAAAGAGUUGCCACAAAACAACGUGAAGCAGAGCGAUACUGCGACAAUUCUAUACUCUUCUGGGACUACAGGGGUGAGCAAAGGCGUGCUACUAACACAUGGAAACUUCAUCGCGGUGUCGCUAAUGGUAGGAAUGGACGAUGAUUUGGCAGGUGAGUCAGAGGGCGUGUUCCUCUGCGUUCUGCCAAUGUUUCACUUGUUCGGGAUCGCACUCGUCUCGUACGCGUCGCUCCGGCGGGGGAAUGCGGUGGUGUCAAUGGGAAGGUUUGAGAUUGAGGCGCUUCUAAGGGCUGUUGAGAAGUACAAGGUGACUGAUAUGUGGCUUGUUCCUCCUAUCGUGCUUGCUCUGGUGAAACUGAAACAGAGUGUGGUUGGUAACUAUGAUCUUUCAUCGUUGAAGUAUGUUGGUUCUGGUGCUGCUCCUCUUGGGAAAGAGUUGAUGCAGGAGUGUGCCAUUCGAUUUCCUCAUGUUACUGUUUAUCAGGGCUAUGGUAUGACAGAAACUAGUGGCAUUAUUUCUAUGGAGAAUCCAAGAGAAGGGGUUCGUCAUAGUGGCUCAACUGGAUUGCUGGCUGCAGGAAUUGAAGCUCAAAUAGUGAGUGUGGAGACACAAAGGUCACUCCCUCCUAGACAGAUGGGGGAAAUAUGGGUACGAGGUCCUAACAUGAUGCAAGGUUAUCAUAACAAUCCAGAAGCCACAAGAUUGACUAUAGAUAAUAAUGGAUGGUUACAUUCAGGAGAUCUUGGAUAUUUUGAUGAGGAUGGUCAACUAUAUAUUGUGGACCGUAUUAAAGAAUUGAUCAAGUAUAAAGGUCUUCAGGUUGCACCAGCAGAACUUGAAGGGCUUCUCGUUUCUCACCCUGAAAUACUAGAUGCUGUUGUUGUCCCAUAUCCAGAUGAUGAGGCCGGUGAGGUUCCAAUUGCCUACGUUGUUCGUUCGCCCAACAACUCAUUGAAAGAGGAAGAAGUUAAAAAGUUUAUUGCUAAUCAGGUAGCACCUUACAAAAAAUUGCGGAGGGUGACAUUCAUCAGCAGUGUUCCUAAGACAGCUUCUGGAAAAAUUCUCAGAAGAGAGCUAAUUGCAAAAGCACGAUCCAAAAUAUAAGAAGCUAUGAUUUUUUUAUUUCUCUUCAACAAUUCUGUGAUAGAAUUGUUAAUCGAUCCUGUAUUGAUUGUUAAUUAAAUCUCUCAAAAUGGGUAUUUCCAACCAAACAGGAUGCAAGUGGUAGUGCAGUCAUAUAUAAAUGAAAAUACUGAGGGAAGGGAUUGGCUUCAAAUAUAUUUUCUCUUGGUUUUUGAAUCUUAGGAUAAUCACGACAGUAAUAAUAUACUUUGAUCUUGAUCCAUACAAGAUGGAUGUAAAAACAACAUUUCAAAAUAAUCACCUUCAAUUUUCACUUA
This is a messenger RNA of Lotus japonicus, 3251 nucleotides long. Its product is annotated as 4-coumarate--CoA ligase-like 7. NCBI's taxonomy places the organism in Eukaryota, Viridiplantae, Streptophyta, Magnoliopsida, Fabales, Fabaceae. Gene Ontology annotation, molecular function: CoA-ligase activity. The transcript has 7 exons. Bases 1318 to 2955 code for a protein of 545 amino acids. The record is from RefSeq and is a predicted model, not a curated record.